Molecule: messenger RNA, 9284 nt
Organism: Xenopus laevis (African clawed frog)
Lineage: Eukaryota; Metazoa; Chordata; Amphibia; Anura; Pipidae
Gene: ranbp2.S
Product: RAN binding protein 2 S homeolog
Biological process (GO): NLS-bearing protein import into nucleus
Cellular component (GO): nuclear pore; cytoplasm
Molecular function (GO): GTPase activator activity
Source: RefSeq, a predicted model, not a curated record
UCAUGUGUGCGACAGUGGAACGCCGGUCUCGGGGCCUUCCUUAGAGGAAAUUGUCUCGGCAAAGGCGUCACUUCCGCUCUCCAACCAGGUUGUUCGCGCGGUUCUGGAAUUUGUUUUCCUGCUGAAGAGGAAAGCCGGGGCCUCGUGAUAAAAACCGGAGGGGAGAGGAGGGAACAGGCGUCAGACAGCAACGAUAAAGAACGGAAGCUUGCACAGGAUGAGGCGGAGUAAAGCAGAACUCCAGCGAUACAUAGAAAAUGCGCAGAACAGCGCGUCAUCACCCAGAGAGAAAUCCAUGAAAGGAUUCCUUUUUGCUAGACUCUAUUAUGAAGCUAAAGAAUAUGAACUUGCUAAAAGAGCUGUGUCUUCGUACAUAAGUGUACAGGAAAGGGACCCAAAAGCACAUCGGUUCCUUGGACAACUGUUCGAGAUUGAAGGGAAUGUGGAAAAAGCUGUUGGCUGUUACAAGCGCUCAUUGGAGUUAAACCCCACUCAGAAGGAUCUUGUACUUAGAAUUGCAGAGUUGAUAUGUACUCUUAAUAUCAAAGAUGGCAGAGCAGAAUACUGGGUGGACAGAGCAUCAAAGCUUUUCCCAGGAAGUCCUGAAAUUUACAGACUCAAAGAACAACUGCUUUCCUUACAAGGAGAAGCUGGUUGGAAUCAGCUCUUUGAUUUAAUACAGGCUGAACUUUUUGCAAGACCCAACGAUGUGUAUGUAAAUCUGAAGCUUGUAGAUUUGUUUCUGUCCAACCAAAGACUGGAGGAAGCAGUUUUGCAUUGCCUUAAACCUGAGAGAAGAGCUUUGAGGACAGAUCUAGAAUGGUGCUCCUGUGUUGUCAGAGUAUUUAAGGAAUAUCUGGCUUCAAAACAAGGACAAAAAACCACCAAUAUGAGAGCAAUAACAAAAGAACUAUUGAUUGCACAUUGUGAUGUUGUCCUUUUGACACUUUCUAAAAAAGAUGUUCAGAAGAGCAAAGAAGCUCUUGAAAGAUUUGACCAGGCCCUCUUGUCUGUAAAACAGUCUGUGAGUGGUACAGAUUCGACUGAUUUGUCUGUAACAUUUUAUGAAAUGAGAGGUCACUACUACAUGCAUGCUGGGACCCUGCUACUGAAAAUGUCUCAGAGCUGUGAAGUUCAGUGGAAGGCAUUAAUUGAACCUGCUGCUCUCUGUUACCUUCUGGCUUAUCAGGUUCCGAAGCCAAAAAGUAAGCCAGUAAAGGGGGAUGACAACGGACAAGGUUUCCUAGAAGCAUUAGCGUCUGACCGGCAAAGUAAAUCUGGUCAUGAAUUGCUAACUUUGAGCCAUGGAAGACAGAACUUCAUUAGUGAGGUUAUAGAGACUUUUGCAAACCAAUGUGGCCAGUCUAUUUUGCUUAAGUUUCUGUUUGAGGACAAUUUAUCAAUGCAAGAUUCAUUCAUGGGUGGUGAUGAUAUAAGCUAUGUUGAGAAUCGGGUGCCGGACUUAAGUGAGCUUUCCCAGCAUGACAAUAGUUCUUUUCGAAUACACAAUGGUGACCUUCAGCACCUGACCUGGCUUGGGUUACAGUGGCACUUUCUAUCAGCGUUGCCUCCCUUUCGCAAGUGGCUUAAACAAAUUUUUCCUCGGGUGCCUCAAGAAACCUCAAGACUUGAGUCCAAUGUUCCAGAGUCUAUCUGUCUUCUGGAUCUUGAGGUAUUUUUGCUGGCAGUUGUGCAUACUAGUACCCUUCAGUUGCAAGAUAACAACACAACUGCUGAUCCAAACAGACCGCGAUGUCUUCCUCUUGCAAUCUGCAAACAGCUAUUUACAGAUAAGCAGCGGUCCUGGUGGGAUGCUGUUUACAGUCUUAUUACAAAAAAGGCUUUACCUGGCACCUCAUCAAAGCUGCGUCAUGUGAUUCAACAUGAUCUUCCUACUCUAAGAGCUCAGGAGAAGCAUGGCCUUCAGCCUGCUGUUCUUGUUCAUUGGGCAAGGAGUCUUCACAAAACAGGUUACAGUCUGAAUUCCUUCUAUGACCAAAAGGAGUACAUGGGACGCUGUGUCCACUACUGGAAGAAACUGUUACCUCUUCUAGAUUUGGUCAAACAGAAAAAGAGCAUUCCUGAGCCUGUUGAUCCUUUGUUCAAGCACUUUCAUAGUAAAGACAUUAAGGUUUCUGAAGUAAAAGACCUAGAAGAUGAAGCAUGCAUUGCCUUUGCGACAUUGGAUUUAGUCGAUGGAAAAACAGAGGAUGCGAUAAUUGCAUUUGAGUCUGUUAAGAACGUCGUUGCCUAUUGGAACCUUGCUUUGAUAUACCAGCGUAAAGCAGAAGAAAUUGAGAAUGAUGGCUUGCCAGCAGAAGAACAGGAAUACCUGCUUAAGUGCAAAGGCUAUUUGAAAAUGAUUUGUGAUGAAUAUUCUACUGAUCCCUCCAUUGCAACAUCGUUGCCUGUUCCUGUUGAGACUGUAUUUGAGAUGCUGGAUUCAGUAAAGCAGAAUCUUGGAGAAGCUAUGGAAGAUCAUAGCCCAGGCUUCAUGGAAAAUCAUUCAGCUUUGGCAAUAAAACAUUCCACGCCAUCACCCACCAAACUGUCCAUAUCUCCAAGCAAAUCAGCUCGGUUUUCUCCCAAAACACCACCACGUUGGGCAGAAGAUCAAAAGUCCCUAAUUGAAGUGCUCUGUAAUACAGUUGAAGCAUUGAAGAAAGAAGUUCAGGAGUUGAAACACAACAAUUCAAAUGCAAACGCAUCCCCUCAUAGAUGGCCUAAUGAAGGAUUUGAGUCUGAUACUGUUGCUGAUGGCUACCAAGGAACUCAAAGUUUCUAUACAGUUCCCCUAACAGUUUCCACUUCAGGACCUGCUGCUUACUAUGGCCAGUCACCAGCAUAUAAUUCUCAGCAUCUUCUCAGGCCAGCAGCUAAUAUUACUCCAACAAAGACAUCUGUAUAUGCAAUGAACAGGUUGCCACCACCACAACAACAUAUGUAUGCCUACCCACAACCAAUACAUACACCGGCAACUCAGCAGAGUUCAGCAGCAUGUGUAUUUCCACAAGACAUUUAUGGUCCACCAAUGCGAUUUGAGUCUCCUGCAACUGCAAUUUUGUCACCACAUAAUGAAGAAUUUUACAAUUACAGCGUUCCACCAGCCAGCACAAAUCCACCACUGCCAGAACCUGGUUAUUUUACUAAGCCUUCCCCAGCAAUGCAGCACUCCAAACAAGAAGUUCCAAAAGUGUCUGAUUUUGGAAAAGCUUGCUUAGGUCCGUUAACAUCAGAAAUACCAUCUCCAUUUGCUGUACCAAUGCAGUCUACGCCAGCAUCAUCAGCUUUCAAGUUUAACUCCAACUUUAAAUCCAACGAUGGGGAUUUCACAUUUUCAUCUAGUGAAGCAGGAGCACAGACAAAUAGUGCUUAUACUGGCAGUGAGAGUCUGUUAGGGCUUCUGACAUCUGAUCGACCGACUCAAGAGCAAGAAAAAAAAUCUUCUGGUUUUGAGAAAGUUACCAGUGAUGAAAAAAGCAUGUUUAGAUUUGGGGAAAAGAGCUUUUCAUCAGGUUUCACUGUAAGUGGAACACAAAACCAAGAUAAAAAUCCUUUAGUCUUUAGCCAAAGUGAAAACAUUUUUAACUUUAAGAGUCCUGGAAAAUCUACAUUUACUCCCCCAACAUUUGGUACCCAGGCCAAAGAUGCACACAACCACAGUGUGGAAUCUGAUGCAGGAAGCGAACAUGCUGCUGAUGAUGAUGGGCCACACUUUGAGCCUAUUGUACCUCUUCCUGAAAAAAUUCACGUUAAAACUGGAGAAGAGGAUGAAGAAGAAAUGUUUUGCAAUAGAGCAAAACUGUUUAGAUUUGAUGCAGAAACUAAGGAAUGGAAGGAAAGGGGUAUUGGAAAUGUGAAGAUUUUAAGACACGGGCUGUCUGGCAAGAUUCGCUUGUUAAUGAGACGGGAACAAGUGCUAAAGAUUUGUGCUAAUCACUACAUAAAUGCAGAUAUGAAACUUAAGCCAAAUGCCACAUCAGAUAAGUCUUAUGUUUGGCAUGCUUAUGACUAUGCAGAUGAAAUGCCCAAACCAGAGCAGCUUGCUAUUCGUUUUAAAACUGUAGAUGAGGCUGUUCUUUUCAAGGCAAAAUUUGAGGAGGCGCAAAGGCUUCUAGCUAAGGCACAGUCCCCUGCUGCUUUAGGUCAACAAACAAAUGCAAAAGACAACCUAAAGGUGGAUUCUAGAAAGACAAAGGAAGCACCCCUUACUUUUGGAUCACAGUUUGUUUUGAAAGGUGGAGAAUGGCAGUGCGACUGUUGCCUUGCUAAAAAUGCACCAACUUCUAAUUCAUGUGUGUGCUGUCAAACGCCAAACAAAAACAAGAGUAGCUCAAUAAGUUCUUCUCAAGACACUGCAAAACAAAACACUGCCCCUGGUUCUACAUGCAUAUCUGCAACAUCGUUUACAUUUUGUAAGGAAAGCGCAACUAAUAAGCUUGUAUUUGGUCAGCAGCUUUUGAAAGAUAAAGAACAAUGGACAUGUAGUAAGUGUUCGCAGAAAAAUGAUGCAGUAGUUCGCCACUGUUCCUCCUGCCAAACCCAAAAUCUUGCAAAGGCUGGCAUUUCUCAACCUAACAAAGCCAAUAUUGGAUUUACAAAUAAUACAUCUGCUCAGGGUGAUAGCUUGGCAGCAGUAUUUGGAAAGAAAGCAGGUCAGUGGGAUUGUGAUGCAUGUUAUGUUAGAAAUGAACCUUCAGCAACUAAAUGUAUUUCUUGUCAAAAUACAAGUCCUUUGAAUAAAGUUACUGGUACACCAUCAGCAUCAUUUUCCUUUGCUGCUGGUGCUGAUAAUUCACAAAAGGAUUUUGUUGCCCAGUUUGCAAAAAAGGAAGGACAGUGGGAUUGCAGUUCAUGUCUUGUCAGAAAUGAAGCAUCUGCUGCAAACUGUGUAGCUUGCCAGAGUGCCAAUCCACUGACAACAAAUAAAGAUACUGUGCCACCUGCCCAGUCACCAUCUGGCUUCAAAUGUGGGUUUAAUGCAGAGUUUGGUAAAACACAACCUAGUCUAUCUGCUAUGUUUUCACACAAAGAGGGCCAGUGGGAGUGCAAUACCUGCUUAGUCAUAAAUGAUGCUUCAAAAGAAAUGUGUGCUGCUUGCCAGGCUGCUAAACCGGACUCAUCUGCCAAUCAAAGCAAGGAGGUACCUUUUACCUUUGGUUUUAAAGGCAAUUCAUCACAAAAUUUUGGGCAACUUGCGGCAGGAUUUAAUUCUGAUUUCUCUGCAAAAGGGUUCAAGUUUGGUAUAAGUGAUGAAAAGGCAUCUGCAUCAAAUUUUACAAGUAAAGUCCCUGUUACGAAUGAUGAAACAAAGUUGGUAAAGGAUGGCUUCAACUUUCCAGUGUCUACCAGUCCCCAUACUUUUAACUUUGGCAUUUCUGAGCCUGGUAAGACAAAGGAAAUGUCUACUGGUUUCGUGAAGGUUACUUGCCCACAUGAUAAAGGGUCUGAAACAGCUGAGAAUACUACAAAAGCUGAAAAAAUCCAACAAAGCUCUGAUAAAGUUCUUGGGCAGUCUGUACAGAGCUUUACUUUUGCAAAUAUUGCAAAAACAUCGAGUACAGAAGGAUUUAAAUUUGGGAAAGCAAACUCCAAUUGUACAGACUUUUCUGGUGCAGGGCAAAAAAUAUUUUCUUCCCAAAAUGUCAAAAGUGAUCAAAUAAUUGCAUCUAAUGAGCAGGAGGCUGCAGAUGAUCUUUACAAAACUGAGGAACUUGAUGACAUCCAUUUUGAGCCAAUAGUCCAACUUCCUGAUAAAGUGGAUCUCGUAACCGGAGAAGAAGAUGAGAGAACUCUUUAUUCGCAAAGGGUAAAAUUGUACAGGUUUGAUGCAACAAACGGACAGUGGAAAGAACGUGGAGUAGGAAUCCUAAAGAUCCUUAAAAAUGAAGCCAAUGGAAAACUGAGACUACUCAUGCGACGGGAGCAAGUUCUAAAAGUGUGUGCGAACCACUGGAUAACUACUACAAUGAAUCUGAAACCCUUAACAGGCUCUGACCGUUCCUGGAUGUGGUUGGCUAAUGAUUUUUCUGAUGGAGAUGCAAAGUUAGAGCAGUUGGCUUCAAAGUUUAAAACACCCGAGCAGGCUGAAGAGUUUAAGACUAAGUUUGAUGAGUGUCAGCGUCUCUUAUUAGAUAUUCCUCUGCAGACUCCUCAUAAGCUUGUAGACACUGGCAGGACUGCUCAUUUGAUACAAAAAGCUGAGGAAAUGAAAACUGGACUAAAAGAUCUAAAAACCUUUUUAACAGAUAAAGCUAAACCUUUGGAUGACUCAAACAUGGUAAACUCUACUGACCUAGUGAAACAGGCAUCUGCAGAAGAUGGCACUGAGCCAACAUUUGAGUGGGACACAUAUGAUAUGAGAGGAGAUGCACAUGAAGAGACUUUAGAUGACUCUGUAUAUGCCUCUCCACUAGCAAGUAGCCCAGAGAAGAAAAAUCUCUUUAAAUUUGGUGAAUCAACAUCAGGUUUUAGCUUUAGCUUCCAACCAGUUCCAAGUCCAUCAAAGUCUCCAACAAAAUUAAAUCAUAGCAGGGUAUCUGUGGGUACAGAUGAGGAAUCUGAUGUUACCCAGGAAGAAGAGCGAGAUGGCCAGUACUUUGAACCUGUUGUUCCUUUACCUGAUUUGAUUGAAGUAACAAGUGGGGAAGAAAAUGAACAAGCCCUUUUCUGCCAUAGAGCAAAACUUUACAGGUUUGAUAAAGACUCCAAUCAGUGGAAGGAAAGAGGAAUUGGGGACUUAAAGAUUUUACAGAGUUUAGAUAAUAAAUCUGCUCGAGUGUUGAUGAGAAGGGAUCAGGUACUGAAACUCUGUGCCAAUCAUCGCCUAACAACAGAUCUAAACCUACAACCAAUGAAAGGGGCUGAAAGAGCCUGGGUAUGGACUGCGCAUGACUUUGCUGAAGGAGAAGGAAAGGUAGAAUGUUUUGCUGUACGUUUUAAACUACAGGAGGUUGCUGAUUUGUUCAAAGAGGUAUUUGAAGAGGCUAAAGAGGCACAAGCUACAGACUGUUUGCUUACUCCAGUUUCUUGUGACGCAACACCCAAAGCUGCUUCAUGUGGAAAAGCUGCCAUAGCAAUAGUAGAGGAAACUACAAAAGAGAGAACAGAUCAGCAGCCUGUAGAAAACACUUCCCUAUCAGAAGCUGGCACAUCAUCUCCUGCAGAUCAGCCUGCAAAGACCUUGGUUUCUCCUGCAAAAUUUUCUUUUGGAUCUGAUGCUGUAAAGAAUAUCUUUGGUAGUGAGAAGCAAAAGCCAUUUGCAUUUGGUAACACAUCGUCCACAGGGUCAGUGUUCGGCUUUAGCUUCAAUGCUUCUCAAAGCCAGAGUUCAGAAGAGCAGAAGCAGCUUCCCAAAGUUACCCUGGAUUUCGAUUCUACCCUAAAGGGUCCAGAGACUACUGUACAGAAGCCUUCUCGGAUAAGUGUCCAGAGUCCUAUAGUUUCUUCUCUGACAUCAUCAACCCUUGUGCAGCCCAUGCCAGCGAAAGAUAAGACAGACGAUGUCCUUGAUGCAGAUAGCACUUCAGAUGUACUCAUUAUAUAUGAGAUGACCCCUACCCCUGAGCAGAAAGCCUUAGCGAAAUCUCUGCUUUUGCCUUUAACAUUUUUCUGCUACAAAAACAAACCUGGAUAUGUCAGUGAUGAGAGCGACAUUGAUGAUGAGGACUUUGAGACUGCUGUAAAAAAUCUGAAUGGUAUUUUGUAUGCAGAAGAUAAGAAAGAUAGAGCAUCCAUGCGACUCUCAGGUUAUAGCAAGGACCCUACAGCUGAAUCUCAUCCGGAUUGUGUAAUAGAUUGGGAAAAGAAGCCCACUCCUGAAGAAAAAGCCAAGGCAGACAGUUUUAAGCUCCCUCCAUCAUUUUUCUGUGGUUUGGGUAGCAACUCAGAUGAAGACAAGGAUAACCUAGAAGACUUUGAUACAGAAGUUAGAAACGUUAAGGAGGCUAAUGGAGUUCCAGAAGCAGAUGUAAAUAGUUCCUCUGAAGCUGCCAUAGUGUGUGCAGCUGAACCCAAACAAGAGCGUGAUUCCACCACAAGCAUUUCCCAGGAACCUGUAGACUUGUCCUCUAAACAGGAGCUUCCCAAAUCAGACUCUGUCAGCAAAGCAGGGUUUUCUGCUCCUAGUUUCUCUUUUGGGCUGGGUUCAGUUGCUGGAGUUUCCUUUGCAGAUUUAGCAUCUACGAAUUCUGGUGAUUUUGCCUUUGGUUCUAAAGAUACCAGCUUCCAGUGGGCCAAUACCGGAGCAUCAGUUUUUGGUUCUCAUUCCCAGAGCAAAAAGGGUGAGGAUGAGGAUGGCAGUGAGGAAGAAGUGGUGCACAGUGAUGAUGUACAUUUUGAGCCAAUUGUGUCCUUACCAGAGGUGGAAGUAAAAUCAGGAGAAGAAGAUGAAGAAAUUCUUUUCAAAGAGAGGGCAAAGUUGUACCGCUGGGACAGAGCUGUCAAUCAGUGGAAAGAGAGAGGAGUUGGCGACAUAAAAAUCCUUUUUCAUAAAGAAAAGGGAUAUUAUCGAGUUCUGAUGCGCCGAGACCAAGUCCUGAAAGUGUGCGCUAAUCACGUUAUUUCAACAGAAAUUAUGAUCAGCCCCUUAAAUACAUCAAACAACUCGCUGGUAUGGACAGCAACGGACUAUUCAGAUGGUGAAGGUAAAGUGGAACAACUGGCAGUGAGAUUCAAGAAUAAGGAGAUGACUGAUUCCUUCCAGAGCAAAUUUGAAGAAUGCCAGCAGAAUUUGCAAAAGCAGUCCAAUCCUCAACAUUAAGGGCUCUCGUUAAAUGACAUUCUAAUUUGGGACUAAGAACAUAUUGCCAUUUAAUGAUUUUCUCACGUGGGAAUAAAAACACUUCUUAUUGGAUUUGUGGUGGCCAAGUCAUCUUCUAUAUUUAUAGUUUAUAAUCUCUGCAAAGCAGAAUUCUAAAUACAAGAUGUGUUACAGUACACUAUGACAUUUCAUAGGAAAUAUAGGAAUAUAUUUUAUGGCCUGUUCUUACUGCCUUUAAAAAAUGUAUCCAUGCUAUGUCCUGUAUGGUAGCACUUUAUUGCCACACACUAAUUUUCCAUCUGAUAAGGAAGUCUAAAAUUCUCAUUUGUUUUGAUGCAAGAACUGGGGUCUCACUAAGUUUUAAUGCAGCAAAACUGUCGUAAAUGGUUUUGCCGUUUUUUUCUAGUCUGUCUUUUGAGGCCUAGUGAAAAUAAUUAUAUUGGCGUAAAUUAUCAAAACCUUGUGCACUUGUAAAACAAAUCAUUUACAUUUUUAAAAAAAUAAACGGUGUAAAUAAAGUUCA